AUGCAUUGGGGAGCCAUGGACAAUGUCGGCUCCGAACACGUGGUGGAUGGGACCCCUGCGUCUGCAGAGAUCCACUUCGUCCACCGAAAGCGGGGCGACACGACCGGUACGCGGGGUGAUUCGUUCGCGGUCGUGGGAGUCAUGGCCGUUGCGAACGACAGCGAGGCCAUAGCUGGCGUAUGGAGCGCUCUGAACGUGGAAGAAGUGCAGGGAACGGGCGGAGAGUUCAAUACAACCGUGAACUUCUACGAUCUACUGCCGUCCGGCCGAUCGUACUAUUACUACGAAGGCUCGCUGACGACGCCAAACUGCAGCGAGGUGGUACAGUGGUUCCUAUUGGAGGAGACCAUCUCUAUCCCGAGCGCGUACCUCGCGCAGUUGCGGGAGGUGGAGGAGAACGAGGAAGGGGAUCGCCUGACGUUCAACUACCGCAGCACGCAGGAUCUGGCUGGCCGACAAGUCUCGCGGUACCCCGCUAGCCCUAGCCCUAGCCCUAGCCCUAGCCCCAGCAGCGGUGUGGGACUCCUGCCAACAAUUUCCCUGCUGUCUAUGCUACUGCUUGCAUUUCAUGCGUUGCUCUAA
Molecule: messenger RNA, 582 nt
Organism: Geodia barretti
Lineage: Eukaryota; Metazoa; Porifera; Demospongiae; Tetractinellida; Geodiidae
Source: the annotation of a GenBank genome assembly